UCUUAAUGGAGUGGAAACUCAAUUGCAGUUGACUUCACCUGAAGUUAAUAGUUGAGAAUUGUUAAAUAAAAAUUUAGUCAAAUUAGUUGAAUAUCUGACGACUCUCGGCUAUCAACUUCACGUGAACUCGACUGCAACUGAGUUUCCACCAUUUGUGGCUAUAUAUAUAUAUAUGGCGCGCGGUCGAGUUUAGUUGAAAUCGAUCACCAAAUUCUGGCCGGUCUGACCUGCAAAUUCUAUGGUUCUUGUUGGCGCAUUAUUGUGGUCAAGCAUGGAGAGAGCAAUAAUACACUGGAUUCUGGUUUUAACCUUAUGUGCUUUCCUUAUACUCGUUAAAGGAGCAGUAGCUGCUAUGGCAUCCAGUACUGCUGCUAAUGCUCCAGGGUUCAUCACGAUUGAUUGUGGAUCGAACAGAGAAUACUUGGACAAAGGAACUGGAAUUUGGUACGAGAGCGAUAAAAAAUUUGUAGAAACAGGAGAGAAUUGGAAAGUAGCAGGGAGUUCGAAUUUAAACGAUCCAUACUUUGGGAAAGCGUCGAGAACGGCAAGAUGCUUUCCGGAAGGAGUGAGGAACUGCUACACUCUGAUGAGAGUGCCACAAAAACAAAGGUAUCUAAUUAGGGCGAUAUUCAUAUAUAACAACUAUGAUGGCAAAAAUCAAAACAUGACAUUUGAUAUUCAUCUUGGAGUGAAUCUGUGGGACACAGUGAGUCUUGAUUCUGAGACUUAUUGGUCUUUCACUGAGAUUAUAUACACUCACACCAGUGACUCCAUACAAAUUUGUCUUGUAAAAACUGCCCAAUCCACUCCUUGCAUUUCUUCUUUGGAACUACGCCCUUUGAGUAGCUCUGUUUAUGCUCUCAACUCAACCACCAAUUCACGGCUACUGUUGUAUUUACGGACUGACAUUGCCUCCCUUGACGCACCUGAGUAUGUCAGGUACAAAGAUGAUGUAUAUGACCGGAUUUGGCGUUAUGAUCGCGAUGUAGAUAGUUGGCAAAGCUUGGAAUUAGAUAACUACUCAACCGCCAUCGAUAUUGGAAGCAAUAAUAAAUCUGAUUCUUAUAAAGUGCCGUCCAAAGUAAUGAGGAGUGUUGCAACAUCAGAGAGUGUUUCUGAUGCCUUGGAAUUUAGUUAUAGCACUGUGCUUGGAAUCGAACUUGAAAACUCUAGCGAGUAUUAUACAUACUUCCACUUUGCUGAAAUUGAGCAACUUGGGGUUGGAAAAAAAAGAAUAAUUGACAUCACCCUUAACUCGCAAAGCAUUCUCUCAGAACCUUUGGUUCUUGAAUACUUGAAACCAGUCACUGUUAGUUCUGCAUAUACAGCACAUGGUGAUAUUAAUGUUAGCAUUAGUGCAACUUCAGGAUCAGAAGCUCCCCCAAUCCUCAACGCCCUUGAGAUCUAUCGGUUCGUACCGGAAAUUGAUUUCCCAACUGACGCAAAAGACGUGUCUGCAAUAGAGGACAUAAAAAGCGUUUACCAAAUUACAAAGUUGAAUUGGCAAGGUGAUCCAUGUCGUCCUACACAGUUUACAUGGGAGGGUCUCAAUUGUACCUCACACAAAAAUGCAAGGAUCAAAUCUUUGAACCUUAGGUCAAGCAAAUUGAGUGGGCAGAUAAAUAUUUCGUUCUCAUAUUUUACAGAACUAGAACUUUUGUGAGUAUAGAACUAGAAUUCUUAUGUAUACAGAAGCAAGUUUUGGGGCAAUAAGUUACUUAUUUUUCUCACAAAUUAAAGUA
This is a messenger RNA of Arachis ipaensis, 1742 nucleotides long. The record is from RefSeq and is a predicted model, not a curated record. NCBI's taxonomy places the organism in Eukaryota, Viridiplantae, Streptophyta, Magnoliopsida, Fabales, Fabaceae.